AUGAGGAAUCACACAGAGGUAAGUGAAUUCAUUCUACUGGGAAUACCUCAGACCAAGGGACUGGAGAUGGUGCUCUGUGCCAUCUUCUUGUUCAUCUACCUCUUCACCUUACUUGGCAAUUUACUAAUCCUCACAGCCAUCAUUUCUUCCUCUAAACUUCACACCCCCAUGUAUUUCUUCUUAGGACUCCUAUCUACACUUGACAUAUUUUUCCCUUCAGUAACUUGUCCCAAGAUGCUUUUCUAUCUCUCUGGUCAAAGCCAAGCCAUCUCUUAUAAGGGGUGUGCUGCACAGCUUUUCUUCUAUCACUUCCUGGGUUCUACUGAAGGCUGCCUCUACUCUGUGAUGGCUUAUGAUCGCUUUGUUGCCAUCUGUCACCCACUGAGAUAUAUGCUUAUCAUGAAACCUGGGGUUUGUAUGGGUUCUGUCAUAGGGACCUGGUUGGUGGGUGCUCUUCAUGCCACCAUACUGACCUCCUUAACCUUUAAUUUAAACUACUGUGGCCCCAAUCAGGUGGACUACUUCUUCUGUGACAUCCCUGCUGUCAUACCCCUGGCUUGUUCUGACAACUCCUUUGCCCAGUGGAUGGGAUUCAUUAAUGUUAGCCUUCUGGCCUUAAUGCUUUGGUUCAGUAUUUGUGUUUUCUUCACUCAUAUUGGGAUUGCCAUUUUGAGAAUCCAUUCAAAAGAAGGUAGGCAGAAAGCUUUCUCUACCUGCAGUGCCCAUCUCACUGCAAUACUCUGUGCCUAUGGACCUGUAAUCAUCAUCUAUCUGCAGCCCACACCCAAACCAUUACUUAAUGCUUUGGUGCAAAUACUAAAUAAUAUUGUCUCACCCAUGCUGAACUCAUUAAUUUAUUCCUUAAGGAACAAGGAAGUGUUUUCACUAAGAAAGGUAUUCUACAAUAUAGUACUUACUCUUCAGGAAUAA
Chrysochloris asiatica (Cape golden mole) is the source of this 930-nucleotide messenger RNA. Its product is annotated as olfactory receptor 148-like. The record is from RefSeq and is a predicted model, not a curated record. Bases 1 to 930 code for a protein of 309 amino acids. Gene Ontology annotation, cellular component: membrane. NCBI's taxonomy places the organism in Eukaryota, Metazoa, Chordata, Mammalia, Afrosoricida, Chrysochloridae. Gene Ontology annotation, biological process: G protein-coupled receptor signaling pathway. The transcript has a single exon. Gene Ontology annotation, molecular function: G protein-coupled receptor activity; olfactory receptor activity.